AUGGCUUCCUGAAUGGGCUGCUGGAACACAGACGAGAGAGAGAGACCGAGGAAGAAGAGUGGAGAGAGGGAGAGAGAAGAAAGGGAGAGAGAGGGAUAGAGGUGAAGACAAGAGGGAGUCUUCUGAUGGGGAUUCGGCCAGCGGACGGCGGAGUAAAAACCAAGGCAGCUCAGAGGCUUGGAGGGUGGAGUAUUUUGAAGACAACCAACGAGGCAGCUUGGGAAACCCUGAACCUGCAGCGGAGACUGUUCGCAAAGUCACUUCAGUGGAUGGCCCCAGAAGUGGAGGCCAGAUGGAAAUUGGGUCACAUGACCGCCUCCAGGAAGGCGCGCUGAGCCUGGAACUGGCCAAUGGGGUGAACCGCUUCCCCAAUGAUGAAGCCUCAUCUAUGGAAACAGAUCAGCAGAGGGCAGGGAGUGUGCCUCCUAGGCAGUGCUGGGUGUCAGGACAUGGAAAGGUCAGUGACACCCAACAACAAUGUUGGAACAGCAGCAGCGGUCCCACCCCUGGUGAACCUGUCCACCACGCAAACAUGGAGGACGCCCACAACCUGGUGGCUUUCUCUGCUAUAGCCGGCUCCCUGCCUCCUUCUUCCUCCUCCUCCUGCCCCGUGCAGCCUAACACAGGCCAGCUCUAUGAGAAGUUCACCAAAGAGGUGGGUGCUGAUGGAGUUCAGGCCAAACCUGAGGGAAGCUGCCAAACUCCAGAAGACUUGAACACUCUCCAGUCAGCACUGAGCCAAGCUAAGCAUGGACACAAGCCCCCCAACUGCAACUGUGAUGGGCCUGACUGUCCAGACUACCUUGAGUGGCUGGAGAAGAAGAUUAAGUUGGCCAAUAGUGGGGAUCAAGGUGGCUGCAAGACGGCGGAUGCUCCCCCACACGUACACCCUCAUCUGCAGCAUCCCCAUUUGCAGCAUCACCCUCAGCCCUACCCCCAGAUGAAUGGUGGCCACCGUCUGUCUUCUCCCUAUCCCCAGCAGCAGGGAUCUCAAGGCCCUCACUCAGUCCAUAUGCCCUGCCCCAAACCACCAAUUCCCUGCUCUCCCCAGGUGCUCUCCAUAGCCAAGGAAAAGAACGUCAGUCUUCAGACAGCCAUCGCAAUAGAAGCUCUGACGCAGUUAUCUGGUACUGGUCCACAAGCUGCCGGCUCUCCCUACAACAGUAACCUCCAUCACCACCAACAUACCCACAACCUCCAAUCUCAACCCCCCAAUGGCACUAGCGUGAUCCCGUCCUCUCCCGGCCCCCAAUCAUCCUCCUCACGCUCUCAAUCCGUCCCUCCAGGACUACACAACAUCCAGCAGGCCCCAGGGUCCUGCGAGCACCACAGGCCCCAUUCCCAGGGCCAGCCACCCCAUGCUUCCCCUCUCCCGUCCUCUACCUCUCCUUUCCCAGGUCAGGGAAAACAUCCAGGCUUCAGCCCUAAUCCCCAGCAGUGGCAGCAGGGUGCAGGUAGAGGCUCUGAACAGAGGAACUCGUGGAUGUGUGUUAAAUCUGAGCCCCAGUCUCACUACGCUGCCGCGCCUCACAGCAGCUCAGACCCCAUGUCAGAGCUCAAACAGCUGCUUGGUGACACCAGCAGCAAGUUUAGCAAUUUCAAGCUUCCAGUCCCACAGCAGCUGAAUCAGAAUGGAGGUGUCCAGGUCCAGGACAACCCAGCAUUGGCCAGGAUAAAGCAAGAACCGGACUCUGGUGAGCACUACCAUCACACUGCCUCCAUGGGGCAUUACGGCAUGGCUAAUGGUCAGCAGCUGGGUCAGCACUACCCUGGCGGUCCUCUAUCUCCUGGCCAGGCAGCCAUCCGCCACUCCACUCAGGCAGCUCUGCAACAGCACCUUCACUACAAGAGGAACCUCUUCUCUAACCACUCCCCUGUCUUUGGAGCACCAGGCCCUCGUGCACCUAUGGCUUGUCAAAACUUGAAAAAAUGGUGGCCACAGAUGGAGGCAGAAGGGUUGCCACAUCUGCCCAUCAAACAGGAACCCAAGGAACCCAAGAGGAGAAAAAGCAGCCAAGGUUCUCCUGUUGUUAAAGCUACGAGCGGGAUGCUUGCAGUCCCUCCUCUGCCCAAACCCAAGCCGAUAAUCAUCAAGAAGACCAAGCAGAAAGCCUCCCUGCCAACCUUCCUGCCUCAGAAUCAGAUCACCGUACAAAAACCAUCAGUCCUCGCGAUGGACAGAGCCGCAGCCCUGGCCGGCCUGCUACCCUCUCUACCCAUCCACAGUAACUCCACUCAGGCUGCUGCUGCAGGCCUCCCUGCCCCAGCCCAAUCUCAGGUAUCCAUUUCCAGCUCCUCAAUGACUCCCUCUUCCACUGUUUCUGCUUUGUCUGAAAACACUCCAGUCCUCAUGGGCCACAUUCUCCCAUCUGUGGCCCUGUUUCCUAAAUCAGAUGGAGUGGGCAUCUUGGCCUCCAGUAACACCAGCACCACCACACCUGUGACCUCCACAUCUCCAUCCUGCACUUCACAAUUACCGAGUGUCAUGAACAUAGACCCCAAGUAUGAAGAACUGAUCCGGCAGUUUGAGGCUGAAUUUGGGGACUCGGCCUCAGACGCACCUGCCACUCAGUCCAUGGAGAUGUCUACAGACCCUCAGCCGCUGAACCGGUCCCAGACAAGUUCUCAGGACCUCAGUCCCACAUCAUCGACUCCCUUAAUUCACAACUCUCAAACCAGCUCCACACCUCAUCCAGACGAUCGGGAGAUGGAAGUCAACAAGUCAGGGACCCAAAGUGAAGCAACCAUGCAUAAGGCACCUACAGAAAGCCCUAUGGUGGAUAACAAUCAGCACCAGGAGGCCAGGAGACUUGAGGAUAUGUUCAGCAUGCCGUGUUCUUCGCUGCCCAAGCGUAUGAAGAUCGAAUCCUCGGGGGAUAUAACAGUACUUUCCACCACAUGCUACUCUGAGGAGGACACGCCAACUAAGGACGGACUGCUGUCCUCUCCGUCUCUCAGAGGAUUCCUAGAGUCUCCUCUGCGGUACCUGGAUACCCCAACCAAGAGCUUGCUGGAUACUCCUUCCAAGGAUCUACAGGCAGAGUUCCCCGUCUGCACUUGUGUCGAACAAAUCCUCGAGAAAGAUGAAGGGCCGUACUACAAUCACCUGGGAUCUGGACCUACUGUAGCUUCAAUAAGAGAUCUGAUGGAGACAAGGUACGGAGAGAAAGGAGAUGCCGUCCGGGUCGAGAAGGUGGUUUACACAGGCCGAGAGGGGAAGAGCUCACAUGGAUGUCCUAUUGCUAAAUGGGUGAUUCGUCGUAGCGGUGAGACGGAGAAGCUGCUGUGUUUGGUGCGUCACCGUGCCGGACACCACUGUGAGAACGCCCACAUCAUCAUCCUCAUCAUGGCGUGGGAGGGGGUGCAGCGGGGUCUCGCUGACCAGCUGUACCAGGAGCUCAGCAACACCCUCACUCAGUACGGAAAUGCCACCAGCCGGCGCUGCGGCCUCAACGACGAUCGGACCUGUGCGUGUCAGGGUAAAGACAUGGAGACCUGCGGCGCUUCCUUCUCCUUCGGGUGCUCCUGGAGUAUGUACUUCAACGGCUGCAAGUACGCCCGCAGCAAAACCCCGCGCAAGUUCAGGCUGCAAGGAGAGCGCCCUGAACAGGAGGACAAACUGGGGCUUAACCUUCAGCACCUGGCGACAGAACUGGCUCCUCUGUACAAGCAGCUGGCUCCGCAGGCAUACAGCAACCAGUGCCUGACAGAGUCCAAGGCUCCAGAGUGCCGGCUGGGACUGAAGGAAGGCCGGCCGUUCUCCGGAGUCACCGCGUGCAUGGACUUCUGUGCACACGCUCACAAGGACCAGCACAACCUGUACAACGGCUGCACAGUGGUGUGUACGUUGACGAAGGAGGACAACCGCGCGGUGAAGGGUGUCCCUGAGGACGAGCAGCUGCACGUGUUGCCUCUCUACAGGAUCUCUCCCACGGACGAGUUUGGCAGCGAGGAGGGGCAGCGGAUGAAGAUGAAGACGGGAGCCAUCCACAUGCUGCAGGCUUUCCCACGACCGGUGCGCAAACUGCCCGAACCGGCCAAGUCCUGCCGACAGCGCCGCCUGGAGGCCAAGAAGGCAAACUCAGAGAAGAAGAAGAACAAACUCCUGCAGCAGGCGGGGGAGACGCCGGAGAAAACCGUGGUGAAGACAGAGGUCUGCGUCACGGGGUCCCCUCACCCCCCAGGCAAUAAAGCAAUUAUAAAACAAGAGGUGAAGCCCAACAUCAAGAAGGAGCCCUUCAACGGAUCAAUGGAUGGAUACCCUGUGCAGGCAGCAGACCCCUUCAACAGCAGGUACCCCCACCCUGCCUACUAUGCAAGGGGAGGCCCCCCCCCCACCGGCCAGCCCUCUGCACUCGACCCCGUCAACGGUUUCCACCCCAAUCUGCCCGCAAUGCACUAUGGCUACUACAACUACCCCCCCAAUGCACUUUUCCGCCCCAAGCUGAGGACCUACGAGGGUCGAAACGGCUCUUUGCCCAAACAAGGCGGCACUCCUGUCCCGGUGGACACUAAGCCGGAUGUUCAGAGUCUCCAGGCCCGGCUGGCGCAGUCCUACCCGAACCCCCCCGAGCUCGCCAACCACCCGAACCACAGCGCUUACAUCCAGCCUGCGGACUACACCCAGUCCCGCCCCUCCUCCGUCUGCUCCGACUCCUCCAACAGAGGCACGCCGCUCAUCAAACAGGAGCCUAUGGACAUGCCGGUGUAUGAGAACCCGAUGCAGAGCCAGGCUAACACACCGAGCACCACCCCCCAGCCGGCCCCCUGGCCUGGGCACAAGCUCAAUGGGAGGAUCGCCCCCGAGGCCUCGCUGAUGACCCCCGACAAGCAGCAGCCGUUCCCCCAGCAGUGGACGUCCUACCCCGGCUUAAACCCCCGGAUGGCAUCCCCUGCCCCGUCGCCAUCACUCCAGAUACCCCCCUCUCCAUCUCCGUCCCCUCAUCUCGUCCCAGCACUCCCGGGUAACAUCCACCAGGGGUCUCCCCGUCCGGGAACACCUCAGCACUGGCCCAGCCCGGCCCCCAGCCCUCAGCCCAACCCGUGGGCCAUGGGGCCGGCGUUCAUCCCCGGUUUGAAGCACAGCAACCCCGCAGGAGCUUACCCCGACAAGAUCUGGUCCAAGACGGGGGAGAGUCGGUGUCCCACUCCCCUCGGGCUGCAGGAGAAAUCGUGGAAGUCGUGCGGAGGUUCGCUGGCGGGCAGCACGCCGUCCCCCGCCCCCGAGGGCCGCCUUUUCCCCGACGCCCUGCAGCAGUCGGAUCAGGCGUGCUGGAACCCCGGCCGCGCAGAGAGCGACGCCGAGAGCAACAAGGGCCGCGAGGAGGACGAGUGGUCCGACAGCGAGCACAACUUCCUGGACAACAACAUCGGGGGUGUGGCGGUCGCCCCGACCCACGGCUCCAUCCUGAUCGAGUGCGCUCGGCGGGAGCUGCACGCCACCACUCCGCUCAAAAAGCCCGAUCGCUCCCACCCCACGCGCAUCUCCCUGGUCUUCUACCAGCACAAGAACCUGAACCAGCCCAACCACGGCCUGGCCAUCUGGGAGACCAAGAUGAAGCUGCUGGCGGAGCGGGCGCGGCAGCGGCAGCAGGAGGGCGCGCUGCUCGGCCUCUCGCAGGAGGAGAUCAAGGCGCUCUCGAAGAAGCGCAAGUGGGGGACGACGGCGGCCGGCGCCAGCCCAGGACCGGGACAAUCUAAAGACAAGAGGGAGGGGCCGGUGACGCGGUUAGCCCCCACUUGCCACACCUCCUCCAUGGUGACUGUGUCUCCCUAUGCCUUCACCCGCCUCACUGGGCCCUACAGCCACUUUGUCUGAGGGCGGACGUUCACACACACUGACGGUGGAGCAGCGCAGGGUGGAUGAAUGUCUCUCAGCCGUCCUGCAGUCUGGCAUCUCCCCCCCCCCUUCACAGUCCACUUGGAGGAGGGGAUGUUUUUAUUGUUUUUUACCUCAUGUCAGGCAGGUGUUUCCGACACGCUGCCUGUGGUGCUCUGCCUCUCUCGUCCCCGGAGAGGAACUCCAUUUGCUUUUUCUUGUUCAUAGAAUUUUAAUGAUUCGAAUUAUUGCUAUUAUUAUCAAUAUUAUUAUGAUUGCUAUUGUUACUGUCAAUGUUGUUAUUACAGGUAUUAUUAUAAUGAAGACUUGUUUUUUUUUAUUAUUGCUGUUUUCAUUAAUGUUAUUAUUAAUGAUGUGAUUGUUUGUUUUUUUUGGUUAUGUAUUUUUUUAAAUCAAUCAGUCUGAGUCCGUCAGACAUUUGCUUUUUCUGUGUUUGGAAAACGUGUAACCUUUUGUCUCUGUUUCCGAUUUGUCUUGGUUCUUGUCAAACUUCCAGCUGUACCUAGAGGAGGAGACACGAUCUGCCUAGCAAGAAACGCGCAAAGUAAUCAUCCGUACAUAUGUGUACAAAGCCUUAGAUACCUAUCAGAUACGUAUCUUUGAAUUCAAGGCAGUUUAGACUUCGAUAAAAGAUCAUUGCAAUUGUUAUCAACUUCCCUACUGUGUUUAAUAUUCAAAUGUCAUUACCUGGAAUGAUUCAGUGCACCAGCAGCACUUUUGUCGAAUACAUUAUAUUAUAUUUGCUAUUACCUGGCACUUGCAAAUACUUUAUCUUGGUAUUUGCUUCAAAUUUUCACCAUUUCCAUUUUCCUAGCAUAAUGUGCAACAAGAACAUGUUCUGUUGUUGUCUGAUCAAUAGAAGUGGUUUCUGCUGUCAAAGCAGUGUAGUGGAAAUAACAGUUGUAUUUGCACAAACAAUUGGACUUUAAUGUUGACCUUUUUGAUGUGGUCGCAGUAAGAAGUAGGACACAUGAAAAGGCUGCGUCUUUGAUGUUCGAGCUGAAGAGCAGCGCUUGGUUUUGCUGUUGAUCCCCUAGCACUCUAAAACAAGUCAAUCUAAAUCAAGCACUGCCAUGCAAAAACAAGGAAACAAUGCCCAGGUUAGAACAAUUGACAUUUGAACCCAAAUUCGGACAGAAAGUUGCUGCUUGACUUGCCGUUAGAUGACGUGCUCCUCCUCUUCUACACCCCUCCAGCUUUUUCCGACUGGUGCUCAACUUCCAGCUCUGAUCGAUUCUCAUUCCUUCGGCUACUCUUCAUGGCACUUGAUGCUGUGCUUCGGUGCUCUGACUCUAAUCUGGCUCAAAUAGCGUUGGCAAGUGAAUUGAUUUUGCCCAGAGGCAGAGUGAUGAUGUAAUGCUUCGAGACAUUUGUCAUUUGUGCAAAGUCGUCGUUUGCUUGCCAUUUGUUCCUGUCACUUUACACAUCUGUUGCCCCACAGAGGCUGAAAUAAGUGACACCUUUUAGCAAAUGCCACUUGACCCAGAUCUGCAACUUCUACCGCACAGAGACAGAACUGGUGGCACACGUUUUCUUCCUAUUACAUUCAAGUAGUGGUGAGCAUCUCUCUGUGUAAGCUCUAGAGGGCAGCAGUGUCAAAGCGGUGUGUACAAACAUCCUGCAAGUACCAUUCGAGCCUUGCAUUGCUGCUUUACCCAUCCACCGCCAGCAGGGGGGGGGGGGUCUCGCUCCCUUCCUGCUGACCGUGCAUGGGCCUUUGAAAUGCAGCUAGAGGUAAAAGUUGUCCACUUGUGGCACAAAUGUGAAUAACGUCUAGAGAUGCCCCUCCUGGGUUUGCUUCAGACCUGAUAGUGGUGCUCCUACACACUCUGGUGCUCUCCUAUCAAACUUGAUUUACUGUGAAGGGCCUUCCCUCUGCAUGGUGCUGUCAUCUUCGAGCAGAGGGGGGGGGGGGGGGGGGGGGAGUGGGUGCGUCCUUCAGCAGGCACCACAGAGCCUGUUAAUCAAAGUGGGAGUCUCUGGUUUAUUUUGAGGUGCUUUUAUGCAGUCUAUUAUGGCUGAGAAAAAUCAUUUGGUGCAUAAGUAGUAAACCAUUGACAGAGCAAUAGAAAGAGCUCAAAGGAAACCUUGGAAACAAACGACUGUCGCUUCUAGGAGUUGGCGCCAAGUGCAUUGAAUCUGAAAAUGACUCAAAUGCCAGGGUGCGUGGGAGAGAAAAGCCAAAGAGAGAGACUACCUGAUGGAUAGAAUCACUCCUUUUAGAUUUCAGGCAGCAACCACGUGAUCCAUUUGAAUUCAAACGGUCACAUGGUUGACUUGCAAUGAAAGUGAGCGAGUAAUAGAUUUGGGAACAGGCUAACUCCUGGAUGCUGGGGGGGGGCGGUGUUACCUCUCUGAGCGUCUCCAGCUCUGUCCUCUCUGCAGAGACACCGGUCACAAUCACAACGUGCUACUGAGGGCCGAGACACACUCAUUUGAAACCUCCUUUUUUUAUUUUGUACUCUUAUUUAUUACUACAUGGUGAUGAUGAUAAUGAUUGUCUUUGAUGUUUUUUUUUUCGUCUUUGUUUUUUUAUAUAGCUAAUACAAAUUGUACAUAGAGAAGAAAAGAUUUAUAAAAGCACUUUUAAUCUUGAUUUUAAUGACGAAAAGAAAGAGCCGAUUAUUGACAACUUGAAGCUUAGUUUUUUUGUUCUUUUGUUUUUUUUCUCAAGAGAGAGAUAAAAAUGUAAAUAUUAAAAUAUUUAGGUAAGAUUAUUUAACUGGUGAGGAUAGUAACUAAACCAUGAAUGACAGGGGGGUAUUUUGAAGUCUCUGACAGCCCUCAACAACAGUGAGCAACACGUGUGUUGUGUGUAAAUGUGUGCUUAGUAACACUGCUGUUUGCUUUCCUUAGUACUGUACCCCUCGUCAGCAUGUCGACUGACAGAGACCCCUCCCUCUAUCAAACUAACUCAUAACCUAGCAUGAAACUACACUUCACUUGAAACAACUGGAGGUUCCCCCCAUAGUGACCACACCGUCAUGCCUACAACAAGUAUAAGUAGGUAUUAAAAACCCAGGAGAGAACUUACUUUAAGUUAACACUUUUUUAAUUGUGUUUAAACAUCUUAAAAGGGAGCCGUACAUCUGAUUGGAGCAGUUUGUGGUUUAAAGGAGCAGUGUGACAUUAUGGGAAAUCUGCCUGUUCACUUUGUUUCAGAGUUAGAUGAGAAGAUGAGAUGUUAGAUAUGGAGCUCGAGCAAACUUAUCUUAGCAUAAGGAUGGACAACUGUCAUGGUUAUUCUACAAUAGGUUUCAAAUGCUUUUAGUCGUGCAUUUUGUCUUUUUAAAAGAAAGCUAACGACUUAAAUCAUUUGGUGUAUUUGAAACAACUCCAUUUUUACCACAAAGAACAAACAAAUACAAUCAUCUUAGUUCAGAGUGUAACACUGACAGGAACAAACUCCUGUUUUGGAUGAACCAAUGUAGCUUUAUACGUUUAUAGAGGCCAUGCUAGCUGUUUCCUAUCUUAAUGCUAAGCUAAGCUAACUAGCUGCGUACAGAAUUGAGAGUUACAUCCAUCUUCUCAUCUCUCUUUCAAACGUUUCCCCCCCCCCCCGAAUAUCAGAAGAGUUUCCCUUUAUUCAUUUUUACCGUGGAUCAUGUGCAGGACCACAUCCAGAGGGGGGGGUGUAAGGGAUAUACAGUCAGUCCGAGGGGAUCAGUGGGCGAUGUUUUAGCCAGUAAUAAGCCCGGGUAUCUUUGUCAGUUGUGUUAGCCUAUCAGGAAAGAGACGGCCUCCCUGCGUGUUUGAACGUAUCUACGAUUAUCUACUAUAGCUCGCAUACUAGUACGUAUGAACUUGGCAUAAAAAUCAUGACGCCCCGGUGUUUAGCUUGUAACAAUUGAUCAAAAAUCAUGAACAACGGUAGUUUCACUGGUGCAAUUUUACUCUUUAGCCCUAAUGCAUGGCCCACAUUACACACACAGACACACACAGACACACACACACUUGCCUAACGAUUGGUGCUGAGGAUACAGUGUAUGUGAUAUCUUAAUAACUUUGUACAUUUCUAUGGUUCUGAGAUUUGGGGGUUGGUAAGCUGGUGCUAUGAAGCUACACCUUGAAAUUCACUGUGUUCAAAAAAUUGCAAGGGGAAAAAUGAUACCACAAAUAUUUUUCUGAGCUCUUCAAAUGUCAGGAGAAGUAUACUUUUGAUUCAAGCAGUUUCACAUGAGGGGAAGCUGCCCCGGUGCUGACUUUGUGAAAAGUCUUUUGUUACGAUGCUACAAAUGUACAUCUCUUUGUGAGGCCAGGGGGGGGCGCUCAAACAGCUCAUAUUCUCUGAUUAAUAUUCAUUGCAUAUUGUACUUGAAGUCAUUAAAACUAGGGUAAGAUUUAGAAUCAUAAUGAAGACUGUUAUCCGGGCUUGGUGCAGCGCAAGAACCAAAGGCUCUUGAAAUGUUGUACUAACUGAAGAUGUUUUGAUCAAAACAAGAACCUCCCUUCCUCUCCCUGUUCAUGCACUUCCUCUACUCACCCCCUCUUUUUAUUCCUCACACCUUGUAUAUUUUGUCUCACACAUUCACACACACACACACACACACACACACAGAUUUACAUCUCACUGUGUAUGGCCCACUUUUAAAGGACACGUAAUUUAAUUGUUGAACUCUCUGAAUUUUGAGACUUGGACUCUGGCCCCGUACGAUAAAAAAAGAUGAACCUACACAACGGCAGCUACAUUCCUUUCUGAGUUUUAGGAUUGUUCUUGGUUCUUUAUUUUUCAUGUCAAGGAUGCAGUAUGUAAAAAAAAAAAGUGUUUUUGUUCAGUCUCUCUCUCUUUGUAGCUGUAUGGUGUAUUAUGUGAAUACAUAGUGUAUGUGGUAAAAACCCCACAAUAUUGUUUCAUGUUGCGCGAUAAAUAAAAACAUUGAAGUGAAAA
This is a messenger RNA of Trematomus bernacchii (emerald rockcod), 10727 nucleotides long. RefSeq names its product tet methylcytosine dioxygenase 3 (gene tet3). Gene Ontology annotation, biological process: oxidative demethylation; positive regulation of transcription by RNA polymerase II. Lineage: Eukaryota; Metazoa; Chordata; Actinopteri; Perciformes; Nototheniidae. The record is from RefSeq and is a predicted model, not a curated record. Gene Ontology annotation, cellular component: nucleus. Gene Ontology annotation, molecular function: DNA 5-methylcytosine dioxygenase activity.